AUGAUGCGCCGCAAUUACUUCUUCAAACAAGUCUCCCUUGACGAGAAGUCAGUUUCGGACAAACAGAUGUGCGAGAACUUCCGCAAAAGCACAAGUCAACUUCUCACUGACAUGAAAGGCGUGAUCCAAAUAUUUCAAAGCUUGAAAGCAACAGUGGUUUCCAUUAAUAACCAACUUCGCUCAAUUUACACAUUCGGGAACUCAAUCAUCGCAAACGAUGUCAGAAACUUUCUCGAUUCGUGUAACCUCGAAGCAAGUGCUUGUCCACUUCUUGAAAAGGAAGUCGACUUCUGUGAAAAUUUUUAUAAGGAAUUUGGGAAGAAAAUUAGUCGUAUGACAAACGAGGAGGCACGGCUCUUUGCUGAACAGCGAUUCGAUUUCUUAGACUCAAGUGUUUUACUUUAUAUGAAAACAAUGAUUGGUCUGAACGGAGAAAACUCGAAGAACUUGAACCGAAUCAUUUUCAAUGCAGUGCAAGACGGCCUGAUGAUUCCAAAGACAUUAAAAAUCUUGUCAUCACUUGAGACAACCGUUUCCAGUCGAGUAGGGUCACUUUAUCUUUCCAAAUUUCUCCGAGAGAGUUGCGAAGAGAAAUUGGUUCAAUUCUAUCGAGCAGUCCAACUCUAUCAUUCGAUAGAGGCGGAUCAUAUCAGGAGUUGGGUCUGCAAAACCAUUUUUGAGACUUUCAUCUGCGUCAACUCGGAGGAAGAGAUCUCACUUCCCUCAGCCAUUCGUAAUAAAAUCAAUUUGGAGUAUUCGAAAGGGUUUGGUGCGGAUAUAUUUGAUGAAGCGAAACAAUAUGUACUUGAUACUAUGAUCAAGGAAAAUGUUUUUGAAAGAUUCCAAAAGUCUCGAUACUUUAAAACUUUAGUUGAACGGUUAACUCCAGUUUUUAAGACUGACAAAUCGUCUUCUGAUGAGUGUGAAGAUGGUGUUUCAUUCACAGUAGACACCUAUGUGAAUGUAGCUCAAUAUCUGAUUCCAUAUAAUUUAGUCGACUAUACCGAGAACUUUGUCUCGAUUGGGUACACAUCGCCUAAGUUAAUGGAAAUGAUAGGAGAGAAGGAGUUUGAGAAAUUUGCGAACAACGAAGUUGAUAAAAAGCGGCUGAUGACCUUUGUGAAAUUAGCGAAAGAGGGCAAACUUGAAAAGUCCCCAAUAGUUACAAAAGAGGCGAUUAUUAAGAUUGUGACGAUACAAAACAACUUUGUGCUGUACUUAGAAAAGAUCCAUCCGGAGGGGACAAGCGAGACAUUACAAUUUCUUGCGUAUGUGAAAGAAACGCCGGUGGACCAGAUGACGACGUCACAGAUCUUAGAAAAGAGUGAAAAUGCAUUCAUCGAAUUGAAUUCAAAACACCACGUGGCGUAUCGUAUGUUAAAGAAAUGUGACAGUGUCAAAGAGAUGGUGCCGCUCAUUGUUCAGUGUCGAACAGCACUGAUUGCUUUAUUAGCUGAUUUGCACGUAGAAGAGUACAAUGAAUCGACUUUUUGGGUGGAAGGGAAGAAGUGCGACGUGAACCUUCACCGAACAAGUACGCCCGAGUUAAUUAAUGGAGAAGUGACACCAAAGAAUAAGACAAGAACAGCAGAAGACUCAGGGAAAUGCGUAGAAGAAGACUAUGAGGACGAUGCCAAGUCGAGAGAAAGUAUGAAACUUAUGAUGUUAUGUCGAAGAGCAACGGAAAACAACUUAAAGAACUCAUUACAAAAAGAUGCAGAAAAUCGAAUAUUUGGGAGCGAUAAACAAGAGAGUUCUGUGAACAAUGCGAUGUCUUUAAUUAAGACUAAUAUAGUCCCGAAACUCGGGAAAAUGAAACAAAAGUGUUUUGAAAUUAAUGAAAAAGAUGAGGUGGAAAGGCUUAAUACUGAGUUGGAUAGUUUUGCAUCGUUUUUUGCGUUAUUUGGAGAGGAUAUGUCUGUCACACAACAAAAACAAUUUGUACUGAAAAUCACGAAUAAAGAAGUGAGAAAGAAAGUGGUUGAAACUCUGAACAAAAUAGAAACUAUGCAAAGUGUAGCAGAUGUCGUUUUGGAUAAUUUAAUCACUUUACUCACUCAAGUAAGACAAACUAAUGCUUCAGUGUUGAAAUAUCAAAAAAUCGUACAACAACUUGCUAUUAUUUAA
Molecule: messenger RNA, 2127 nt
Organism: Entamoeba invadens IP1
Lineage: Eukaryota; Evosea; Mastigamoebida; Endamoebidae
Exons: 2
Coding region: 1-2127 (708 amino acids)
Source: RefSeq, a predicted model, not a curated record